CUCCUUUUUUCCUCUUCCUGUCUCUCCAGCCAUCAGUGGCAACAUGGAGGAAGAGAAUCUUCCUGCACAGAAGGACCCCAAAGAGGUGGAGCCGGCAGCAGAAGACUCCGAGAGUCCCAGGGGUGUUGAUCUGAGCAGUAGCAUCCUGGCUGAGAGCCCCCUGCCCCCCGCUCCGCCUUCAUCCCCGCCUCCUCCCCCUCCCCCUGCCACUCUCCACAACCCCAACAACUGUCUCCAGUGUGGCAAAACCUUCAGCCACAAGUCCGCCUUGGUGAAACACCAGAAGAUCCACACGGGAGAGAAGCCCUACGAGUGCGAGGAGUGUGGGAAGGGCUUCAUCCAGCGCUCCGACUUGACAAUCCACCAGAGAACUCACACAGGGGAGCGGCCGUACCGCUGCCCCGACUGCGGGAAGAGCUUCAGCGUCAGUUCCACGCUGCUGACCCACCAGCGGACCCACGCGCCGGGGGGAGAGAAGCCCAACCGCUGCCCUGACUGCGGGAAGUGCUUCAGCGAGCAGGCGGCCCUGGAACGCCACCGCAAGAGCCACGCGGGAGAGAAGCCCCACGAGUGCGCCGACUGCGGGAAGAGCUUCGCCUGGAGCUCCCACCUGGAGAGGCACCGGCGGAUCCACACGGGCGAGAAGCCCUACAAGUGCCCCGAGUGCGGGCGGGCGUUCGCCUGGAGCUCGCACCUGGAUCGCCACAGGCGAACGCACGCCGGGGCAGCUCUGCCCGAGGAGGCGCCGCCCUCAAAGUGCGCGGAUUGCGGCAAGCGAGUCAAUCACGUCACUCAGCCUCAGCGCUUCAAGCACAAAGCCACCCAGACCCCUCUGGAGCAUGAGGAUGCAGAGGUGGCAGAGGAGGAGGAGGAGGCCGAGGCCGAGGUGCGGUCCUAUCCGUGCACAGUCUGCGGGAAGCGUUUCAGCCAGAGCUCCAACCUGCUCAAACACCAGCGCGUCCACACAGGGGAAAAGCCCUACCAGUGCCCAGAAUGCGGGCGGCAGUUUAGUUGGUGCUCCGCCCUCCUCAAGCACCAACGCGCCCACUGCAACAACAGGCCACACUCCUGCCCAGAGUGCGCCCACAGCUUCCGGGACCCUGCCUCUCUGGCCAAACACCAGCUCAGCCACACCGGCGGGAAGCCUCACCAGUGUCCGGACUGUGACAAAAGCUUUGGGUGGAGCUCGCACUUGGAGCGGCACCGGCGCAUCCACACCGGGGAGAAGCCCUACGAGUGCGGGGACUGUGGCCGGGGGUUCACAGUGGGCUCCCACUUGGAGAGGCACCGGCGCAUCCACACCGGGGCCCGGCCCUACAGCUGCGGGGAGUGCGGCAAGACCUUUGCUGUCGGUGCCAUGCUGGCCACCCACCGGCGCCUCCACGACACCAAGGCCAAGCCUCACCGGUGCCCCGAAUGCGGGAAAGGGUUCAGCAGCGCGGCGGUGCUUGAACGCCACCGCCGGUUGCACCGGGGAGAGAAGCCCUACCAGUGCGAUGUCUGCGGCAAGGGCUUUUCUUGGAGCUCGCACUUCGACCGCCACCGGCUCUCGCACACCGGAGAGAAGCCCUUUCCGUGCGCCCACUGCGGGAAGCGCUUCGGCCGCAGCUCCCACCGCAACCGGCACCAGCGUGCUCACGCGGUCCCCGAAGACCUAUGCCGGCCACAGAGCAACCAAGACAAUGCAUUGCUGGCAACGGCCGCGCCCGAAUGGUGGGAAGGGGAAGGCGAAAGGAGGGUCCCGCCGGAGCAGCAGGAAGUCUGGUCGUCUCCACUAGAUCCCGUUGGCCCUUUCCAGUGGGUGGCCAAAUCUCCUGGUGAUGCAUGGAGGACCAUAGGGGGAAACGGUAUGGGGCAAGAUGGUGAGAGUUUGACAGGCCCUUCCAGAAGCUGGACUCAGCCAGCUGAUCACAUGCCCACUACUAACCCCCCUUGAUCGAUGCUGUGCAAAUCUCACUCCCAUUUUGCUGACCCUUCUGCUCUUCGCACACACAAACAAACACACAAACACUUCCCCCUUACCCGGUAAACCAACUGUAGCUGGCUGGAAAGACAGGUCCAUAUCUGCCUUGCCUCCCCACACCUCCAUGGGCCAUUUCCCAGGAGCAGUGCCCACAUCACGUGAUGCGGUGCUUUGAAGGCCCAGCACUCAGUUGAUCGUUGGCACGUCAAAGCACCACACAGAGCUCUUUGCAAGGGACCCUGUGCUGUGCUUUGAGGUCCUGUCAACCAACUGAUCUUUGCUGCUUCGGAAGCCAUUUUUGGCCCUACCCAGCUGUCUUUUUAUGUGCCUGCACAUGACGUCAUAUAUGACACCUGGUGAUUGGCAGGUGGGCGUGGCUUGGCUAAAGUCCCUUACCCCAAGUUAAAGAGCUGAAGUUAGGCUGAGGAGCCAAAGUUGUG
Molecule: messenger RNA, 2403 nt
Organism: Lacerta agilis (Sand lizard)
Lineage: Eukaryota; Metazoa; Chordata; Lepidosauria; Squamata; Lacertidae
Product: zinc finger protein 345-like
Exons: 1
Coding region: 44-1936 (630 amino acids)
Source: RefSeq, a predicted model, not a curated record